Molecule: messenger RNA, 1948 nt
Organism: Choloepus didactylus (southern two-toed sloth)
Lineage: Eukaryota; Metazoa; Chordata; Mammalia; Pilosa; Megalonychidae
Gene: PPIL6
Product: peptidylprolyl isomerase like 6
Exons: 8
Coding region: 26-961 (311 amino acids)
Biological process (GO): protein peptidyl-prolyl isomerization
Molecular function (GO): peptidyl-prolyl cis-trans isomerase activity
Source: RefSeq, a predicted model, not a curated record
CGGGGGGAGUCCCCGAGCGGCGGCCAUGGCGAGCCCCGCGCGGUACCUGCCCGGACCCGCCCCGUGCCUCCCGCAGUCGCCGCCCGAGAGGCCGCUGCAGGUGAAGGUGGUGGGACUCUUCAAAAGCUCCAGCUUUCAGAUUGCGAAGAGCACAGCUGAGAGUCUGAAGAAUACACACCCAUCCAAAUUCGAAGAUCCUAUAAUAGUUCCUCUUCAAGAAUUUGCAUGGGAUCAAUAUCUACAGGAGAAAAAAAGGGAACUCAAGGGUGAAACCUGGGAAUAUUCUUCCUAUGUGAUGUGUUUUAUUAAUGAUCAGCUCCUGGGUAAUGCACUUGACCUGCAGCGAUGGGCCCACAAGAAGUGGGAUCUGGUUGAUUUUAAGCCCCCUGCACUUUAUGAGGCUCUUACUGUGGAUUAUUCUAGUAAAUUCUUAAGAGACACCAAGCAUGAUUUUGUGUUCUUGGACAUUAGUAUUGGUUUUCAUCCAAUUGGAAGAUUGAUUUUUGAGCUAUACUGUGAUGCAUGUCCCAAAACAUGUAAAAAUUUUCAGUUCUUGUGCACAGGAAAAGCAGGGUUUUCUGCACGUGGCAUAAGGCUACAUUAUAAAGGUUCAAUUUUUCAUCGAAUAGUACGGAAUGGUUGGAUACAAGGAGGAGAUAUAGAAGCUGGAAAAGGAGAUGGUGGAGAGUCAAUUUUUGGAGCAACAUUUGAAGAUGAAAACUUUUCAAUUCCUCAUAAUAAAAGGGGAAUUCUUGGAAUGGUCAACAAAGGCCGCCACAGCAAUGGGUCACAAUUCUACAUCACACUACAACCAGCUCCCUACCUAGAUAGAAAAUACGUGGCUUUUGGGCAACUGAUUGAAGGAACAGAAGUUCUUAAACAACUAGAAUUAAUUCCAACAGAGAAUGAAAGACCAGUACAAAAAUGUUUAAUUUUUGACAGUGGAGAUCUUUUUGCCUGAUUUUCAUACCAAUGGUUUUACUCUAAUUUAUCACCAUGUAUCUGAUCAGCUAUUUCUAGAUUUAAUUAAACAAUGCUUGGUAAAAUUUAACUUGAAAGCUCUGGCAGACACUGUAGGUCCCUCUCCAGUUUCCUUUCCCAACUCUACCACGGAGACUGUAAAAGCAAAAUACUCAGCUUUCCCAGCCUCCUUUGUGGCCAGGAAUGGCCAUGGGAUUCUAUUCUGACAAGUGAGGCAGGAACAGAACACCUGUGGCCCUGCCGCUUUCCCUUCUGUGCAGAGAGGCUGGCAUGGCAGUCGUCACCAUGAGGCCGUGAGGAAAAUGCCAAGAGAACUGCAGAGGUGGCAGCCCCGACCUCUUGAGCUGUGGAGCCAAUAUCAGCAACUACCUACAUCUGGACUUCUUAGGUGUGAGAAAAAAUAGACCCCUAUUUGUUUAUGUUACCAUUACUUGUAUCCCCCAAACAUCCUUAACUCUCAGAAGGGUACCUAUUGGUCUUUGAAUCCUAAAAUGUUCAACAUAAGAGAAUUAGCUUGUCAUUUGUAAUUAUAUUGCUAUCAUGAGAAACUUGGUAAAUAACCAAAUAAGAUGCAGUAGAAAACAAUAAUUUAUUGAUAUUUCAUUGUUUAUACACAGCAUUAAGAACAAGGCAUACAUUUGGGAUGUUUUAUGUGACAUGAAUCUAGUGCUUGUCUCUUUGAGCCAUGCCAACCACAUGAAAAUGAAGGGCUUGGUGGGUGACAGCAGUGAUGUUACUGGAGAUCCAGCUUUAUCUGCUCACUGCUCCUUGAUCUGAGGUACCCAAACUCAUGCCACCAGGGGAGCUUUUCAACACUGAUUGCUGGGCCCUGUCCCUUACCAACUGUGCCGGUUUGAGUGUAUUGUGUCCCCCAAAUGCCAUUAUCUUUGUGGUCUUGUGUGGGGCAGAAAUUUUGGUGCUGGUUAGAUUUGCUUGGAAUGUGCCCCACCCAGCUGGGAGUAAUGAU